UCAACAAAAAGUAAAACUAAACUCGCCUUCAUCAUAUAUCUUAAUUACAAUUAUAAUUUGUUUUAUGAAUAUAUAUUUUGUAGUUUUCCAAUGUUCCUAGGGACCUGAAUUAUAAAGUGUACCCAGAUUAACCAUCAAACACCAGUUCAAUAGGGUUGUCAAAAACAAACAAGCCGCCUGAUAUAUAUACUUCCUGUAGAUUAGUUCCCCCAAAAAAGUUUCUACAAAUUUCUGUAGAUAUUUCUACUUUUGAAAAGGGCCCUUCAGAAAUCCUGAAUUGCAUAAUUUGAAAUCUACUGAACGACGAUUAUUCCAAAGAUCAGAUAAACUUGGGUUAAAGCUUUAAAGAGAAAGAAUUCUUUUCUUGUCAGAGCUUCCAUGCAAAGUAUAUCCAACUUUUGCGUGCCCAACUGACAGAUAUCCUUAACUUACGCCCCUAGACCAACAAUCUCAAACCUUCUCUUUUCAACUUUUGAGGCUUAGCUUCUCCUUCAAAUAAAAGCAAACGGUCUCCAUGCAUAACCCAGAUGCUUCCUCUGCACACUUGAAAUUUCAGAAGCCUCAUAAUAUGCAACAGCAAUGGAUAAUUUGAUCAAGCGAGUCGGGCUAAAGUUUUCGAAUGUAGGACAAUAAAAUAGAGAAGAAACAAGUAACUCCAACCGAAAAAUACCACUCCAGAAAACUGUAUCUUUCAAAGGAGAAAAGAAGACAGCUCAAAACUGGUUACGAAGACAAUUCUCCGGGCAAAUGAGUCGGGAUUAUGAUUCCAACAUCCAAAUGGAGCAUGCAGCUGCGAUGGCUGCAACUGCAUAUGCCAUUAAUUCUCUAGAAGAAUCGCGCAUCCCAGAUCAGAAAAAGACCAAAGAUCCUUUUCCUGUUAACAAAAUGUAUGAACAAAAUGAUGACAAAUCCGGAAAGGGGUGUUUCUCAGAAAAGAAGACAGCUCAAAACUGGUUACCAAGACAAUUCUCCAGGCAAAGGAGUUGGGAUUAUGAUUCCAACAUCCAAAUGGAGCAUGCAGCUGCGAUAGCUGCAACUGCAUAUGCCAUUAAGUCUCUAGAAGAAUCGCGCAUCCCAGAUCAGAAAAAGACCAAAGAUCCUUUUCCACUUCUCACCAGGCUCAGGAGCGAUAAAGAAGAUGCCCCAACUUCAGUACAGGAGAUAACCAGUGGGGGCCCUCAGCCUCAGCCAUCUUUCAGGAGACUCGAGAGCAAAAAAGAUGAUGCAGAUGAAGCCAGCGGGAACCUUGAGCCCUCUUUAACCAGUGUCAAGAGCAAAAAGGAACCAGAAGUCUCAAUGAUGGAACCCGGAGAAAUUGCAAUGAUGAAUUCUGGAGCUCCAGUUGAUGAAAUGUCAGAAAUUGCUGCCGUACAGAAGACACCUGAAAAAGCCAUCGGUCCUCCAAAGAAAAAGACUAGUUUUGCUGAUGAGGUCCUUAAUAGAUCUGAUACUACAAAAUUUAAAAGAACAACAUCAGGUCGCACUGCAAAGGAUUCAUCAGUGAGAAGGACUCCAAAUUUUGAUCAUGAAGUAUCUGCCAACAAACCCUACGAUCGUCCAUCCACUAAACCUAAAAGCACAUCAGAUAUCACUGAACCUGCUUCAUCAACGAAAAGAACUCCAACUUUUGAUUAUGGAGAAGUGCAAAGAUCUGAAAUCGAACCCUAUGCUCCUCCAUCCUAUAAACCUACAAUCACAUCACCCGAAACCAAAAGACACAAUUCAGUAAAACCUGGAGCAGAUGAAACAGGAGCAGAUACCUGGGAGAAAACAGAGAUGGCCAAGAUCAAAGAAAGGUAUGAGAAGUUAAACGAGACAAUACAAUCCUGGGAGGAAAAGAAGAAGAAGAAAGCCAGAAGCAAACUUGAUAGAUCAGAGAGACACUUGGAGGAAAAAAGAUCGAAAGCCUUGACAAAAUUCCGUAGUGACAUGGAAUCAAUCAAUCAGAUUGCAGGAGGAGCAAGAGCACAAGCAGGGGAAAAGCGAAGAAACGAUGAGUUGAAAAUAAAAGCCAAGGCAAAUGUAAUCAGAAGAACUGGGAAAGCUCCGGAGACAUGCUUGUGCUUCUGAAUCUCAUCAUUAACUUGGCCUCUCCUGGUUUCACCAAGGCACACCGAAAUUUAAGUAGUUCACACAUGUAAAUAUAUCUUUUACAAUUACUUCACAAGCUUAAUGCUAAUUUAUUCCGGUUCAAAUGUAAAGAACGAUGAUCAAUCGCUCCAUUAAUCUUAAUUAAUUGAUUGCAGAAAGUUGAACCUUGUA
Mangifera indica (mango) is the source of this 2262-nucleotide messenger RNA. RefSeq lists its product as uncharacterized. The transcript has 6 exons. The record is from RefSeq and is a predicted model, not a curated record. NCBI's taxonomy places the organism in Eukaryota, Viridiplantae, Streptophyta, Magnoliopsida, Sapindales, Anacardiaceae. The coding region runs from base 748 to 2070 and encodes 440 amino acids.